AUGAUGAACAAUGCCGAGAUUUACAUCCGGAAGCCCUCGGAAGAUUGGCAUCCGAAACUGAGCGACUCUGGCAGUUUUGGAUUUCACGAAAAUUUUGGCAGCAGAUUUUUUGUUGGUGAUAGAAACAGCAGUAUUGUAAUACAUGGGCGGCCGCUUACCAGAACUUGGACGCUCUUGUCUGAGGAUGCAGAGAAAGAUUCUACAGAAAUUGUUCUUCGAGAUGAUCCCAUAGCGAUGGGAUGGAAAAUGGGAGAUCAGCUUGGGAUUGCGAUGACAAACCGGGAUCUCGGCUCAAUCGGGCACAUUACUGCUAUAAACGGCCGAGCAGUUACUCUUGAUAAAGCACUUGCAAGCAGCCAUUUGGGCGGAAUGAGAGAUGUCCAAGGAUACAUGUUGGAGCUAGCUGCGGAAGUCAUCAACUUGUCGAGAAAUAUCAAGAUCCACGGGCCAGACGAAAACUUUAUGAACGCGUCUCACACUGAUUGGCACAAUGGCUUUCAUUUCGGCACUUUCACGUCAGAUCAUCAUGACGACUCCAUUUUCGAUGUUCGGUACAUUCGAGCCCAAAACUGUGGUCAAUUUGACAUAAUGGGCCGCUAUUGUUUCCAUUUUCAUUUGAAAAAACGCUGCCCAAGAUGCAAGCUGAUCGGCAAUUCUGUCUAUAACGCGAUUCAAGGCGCGAUGGUCAUCCACGGAACUCAUGAGUCCCUUGUCGAAAACAAUGUCAUGUGGAACACAGCUUCUGUCGGAAUCUAUACGGAAGAUGGAAACGAAAUGAACAACACUGUUUCGAGAAAUGUUAUGUUAUGCGAAAAAGUCGCGCUCUGCAAGUACAACACUCACAAGUGGCAAAAGAGUUCCGGCGUCAAAGAAGGGGGACUCUUCUGGUUUGCUGCGUCGAAUCACGCUAUCGAAAAUCGAGUUGCUGGACAUGAACAUGGCUUUUGGACUAGAACUAUCGGAACUGGCAAAGGCGCCGCAAAAGGAAAAGUUUGUACUCAAAGUGCACCUUUCGGAACGAUCCAAGGAAAUGUCUGUCAUGACAAUGGUCGAUUUGGAAUUUACCCAGGCAAUCAGCAUCCUCGCAGGCUCGAUCGGGACAAGAUGGGAUUUGUUAUAAAGGAUGGUACGAGAAUGCCAUCAUGCGAUCGAUUCACGGCGGAUGGGGAAGAUAAUGGUCUCGUCAGCUACAUCGACGAUCAAUUUGACUGGAACAACAUCUUCAGUGGUCAAUACGAUGCGAGGGACAUCUCCUACCGUCGAAUGAUUUCUGUCGAUACAAACAGUGCUAUGUACUGGAAACGCUCAAAAACUAUGGCAGAUCCUAGUGCCUACCACAUUGAAAACAGCCUAUUCCUCGCUUUAGACGGCCUGCAGCAUUUGGCCAUUCCAGGGAUGAACCAUAUCUUUCGAGUCAAAAACGCAACAUUCAUUGGCACUCGUCAACAUGCUGGAGGAGCGUCCUUGCAAGCUCCUCAUCAUUGUGGUUUGCACAUGAAGCAAGCCCCUUUUUGCAUGGUCAAUAUUCUUCUUGAAGAUGUCAAGUUCGAAACUCAACGACAUCUGAAAUUCGGCGCCGGAGGAGGCUAUCCCGUCGCGCCGAGUUACAUAACUACCGAUAACUCAUUGAUGGGAUAUUCCCAGGUUGUCUCGCCAAAGAUGACGGGAUACAAUGUUUUUCCGGGCUGUCGUAACGAUGUGUCAGAGUAUUUGGGUGGGUAUGCCUGUGAUGACAGCGUUAAGAGUAGGAUCUUGAUGAUCUGGGGACCUGAUAUGGGCAAUUUAACCUUGCAUGGACCAGGUUACGAUUCGACGCAUCCCUGUGAGGAUGAUAUAGGAUGCGCUAACAAUGGAAACUUGAUGUUCUCAACGCCAAAGGAAACGAGUAAUCCUAAAGAUCUCCUUUAUGCUACUGGGUACGGCGGCUGGGUUAAAAAUGGGGAACUGUAUCAUCUGCACGGAUUGAGCUGGGAGGGCGAUAUUUACGUCAUUUACUCUGACCCGUUGCUUGCAGAGCUUACUGGAUCGGCUCCGGAAGAAGAGUACAUUGACUUGAUGAUGCAUACUGAGGAUGAUUACGUCACGUGCCGUGUUUAUGCGUCUGAUGAUCGGCGUUUUGUUGCUCACGACGGUGUUGCUCCAAACGUAUUGGAUCGAGACUGCACUAUCAAAUUCCGCGAGUUAUUUUCUGAUCGAAGCAGAAGAGAAUAG
Oikopleura dioica is the source of this 2211-nucleotide messenger RNA. The record is from the annotation of a GenBank genome assembly. Lineage: Eukaryota; Metazoa; Chordata; Appendicularia; Copelata; Oikopleuridae.